Lathyrus sativus (Indian pea) is the source of this 183-nucleotide messenger RNA. NCBI's taxonomy places the organism in Eukaryota, Viridiplantae, Streptophyta, Magnoliopsida, Fabales, Fabaceae. The record is from the annotation of a GenBank genome assembly.
AUGAGUAUACUCUCAGACAUAUUCUGCUGCUUCAAGUCUAAGGAAGCAGAAGACAAGAGAAACAAUCAUGUGGUGGUGGAAGCAGGUUCUUUGUCAAGAAAACCCAAAGGGGAUAUUAAGAAAUCUUCAGCUCCUAUUGUUGUUUCAUAUUUUCCUGUUAAUUCUCAACCUUCUCGUUUGUAG